Messenger RNA from Hypanus sabinus (Atlantic stingray), 1680 nucleotides. RefSeq lists its product as uncharacterized. The transcript has 3 exons. NCBI's taxonomy places the organism in Eukaryota, Metazoa, Chordata, Chondrichthyes, Myliobatiformes, Dasyatidae. The record is from RefSeq and is a predicted model, not a curated record. Bases 55 to 960 code for a protein of 301 amino acids.
GGCGUUCGAGGCGAAGCCGGCAGUCGGGACAGCGAUAAGCUGGAAAGUGUGGCAAUGGGCACGGAUGCAGAGUGGACCGAGAGGGAGUUCCAGGAGGUAGUCAAGACUAUCGGAGGUAGAGAGAACAUCUUCCUGAUCGGGGAGGUGUGCGAUAACAGGGACCUAAUGUUUCAGUUUGUAAAUAACAUGUUUUCACUACCGGGGAAAGUUUGCAGCAGAAUUUCGGACACGAAAAGCAACCAUCAAAUGAUCGAACCGCAAUGUAAGGAGCAGAAGUCCGAGGCUGACAAAGAAUGGGAGUUUGAAUCCUUAAUUGAUUCUUCCGCUAAAGUGACACACGUGGUUAAUGGGAGUAAGGAGCAGAGACGUAUCAAAGCCCGGUUAAUUAUCUUCCUUUUCCAUCAAGAUUUUAUCAGUGACAAGCAAAACGACCUCGUGAUCCAAGAACUCCUGAAAGAUGUUCGGCAAAGGUCCAGUUCCUGGGAAGAUCUACCCGCGCUCAUCGGGGUGGUGCACGCUGAUGCUGGCAGUGGGGACCUAAACAUUGCAGUCCGCCUCGUAGAGUAUUACUUGCGAACAGUUUUCCACAGGCACCCUGCCGAGUGCGUGCAGGCUCUUCCCUUCAUCUCCAGCGAGCCAGCUUCUAUGAUAGAACUGAAAAAGACCAUCUGUGUUACCCUCCGAGCUUUACCGCGCUUCACAGAAGGUGUAAAGAAAAGAAGGCAUACAUGUUUUCCUGGAUUGUUUUGCUUCUUGGGCAAUACCAGAAGACGUAGAGAAGACUGGGAUGUUAAUAACAUUCGGAAUAGUAUUGAACAAGAAGGUAUAUCGAAGCAUGUUGAGAACGACGUUGCUUCACAGCAAUUGACAGUGGGCGCAAGCAUGGUUGAUGUUUGUAAAAGUGAUCUGCAAAUUGACACCAAUGGAAAUACCGAACUGAACAUUGAAACCGAAGUUUAAAUAAUUUGACCCUUUUUUCUAAAUCUGCAUAUUCAUUCCAAAGUACUAGAACCAGCUAAGAAAAGAAAAUUAUUUAGCUAACUUUCCACAACAGACAUUUCCCAUUUCUGAUUCUAUUAGUUGGGAAGAGUUGUUAUUUCAAAACAAUGUGAAAUAUAUUAUGAAUAUAUAGAUGACAUGGUUAACUAGCAACAAGGUAAUGGUAUACACAUUCAUUUUCUAGAUUUGUUUUUCACUAAAAUCCAGUUACCACUUUUAAUAAUAGUUGGAGUCCAAAGUUAACUAGCCCACUACUAUUGAAUUAACUCUUGUUGACAAUGACAAAAAGAUGUAUUACUGCCUGGCUGACUUUAGCCAGAUUUACAAAAAAAAAUUGAAACUGCAAGAGGUCUCCUGGGAAUCAUUUGAAACCUCCUUCUCUUCUGUCAUUAUAAUUUUUUUAACAAUAAUAUACUUGAAUGAAAAUUAUUAAAUAAAGACCAUGGGGAUAUUUAAUAUACUAUAGGGGUAAACCCAUAAUUUUCUAAUACUACUUUAAUAUUUUAAAAAGAGGUUUGCCAUGCAUCAGCAAACUUUUACCAACUAGUCUGCUGUUGAUGUAACUUUUUAAAAUAAAGUUAGCUUAUUCCUGUUUCUUGUUUAUUCACAAAUAGAGUAUUGUCUGUUUAGAAUAAUUUUAAAAUAAGGGUUUUGAAAUACUACAUAACUACCUGUUGUAAA